AUGGUUAAUCAUCUAAAGAAACAACAAAAGUCGAAAGAAGCCUCUAAGAAAAUUGCGGAUGUGCCAGUAGUCCUCUUUAUAUCCUCUAAUGUUGAAGACAGGGGAAGAUCCCCAAUGAAGAAGUUGGAGACAUUUCAUUGCACUCUGGGCGAUCGCUUUGGGCGAGAUCGUGAGUUCUAUUCAACUACCAAAGAUGAGGAUGGUAUGACGCCGCUUCAUUACGCAGCACGGUUAUUGCCAACGGGUUCCAUUUCAUGGGUGGAACAUGAGGAGGAGCGGCAGAAAUGGAACUUGCUUCUAAAAGGCUUUAAUCAGGAUGACCUGAACGUGCAGGAUGAAGAUGGUCGUACCCCACUCUCUCAUGCGGCAGAGGUUGGAAGCGCAUGGGUUGUGGAUAAGCUGAUCAAAACUGGAGCUGAUCUCUACCAAUGCGACCAAAACGGACGAUCGCCCUUAUCUUGGGCAGCGCAAUCCGGAGAAAGAGAAUCGAUGGAGAUACUGAGUUGGAAUGCCGGUGUCUUUGAUGACAAGGACAACCGAGGCUGGACGCCCUGUCAUUAUUUUCUACAACGGGAGCCUGAAAGCCAUUCCCAAGAGGUCGGACACCUUGCCUGGCGCAAGGUGUUCUCGAGUAUUAGCGUGUCGACGCGAGUGGCAGCCGACUAUAUCAGCACGUCCUUGUUAUCUACGCCUACUGCUUGUGGCCUCACUUUGCUGUCGCGUGCUGUCCAGCUUGAUAGAAUUCUGAUCGCCGCAAUACUCCUCACCAUCGAGGAUAUCGACAUAGGCGUGCCAGACGGGGAUGGUAAAACGCCACUCUGGAGAGCAAUAGAAGCCGGAAAUCGCGAAAUCACCGAGUUACUAUGGAAUUAUGAUGAUAAUGGGUUGUAA
This is a messenger RNA of Aspergillus luchuensis, 891 nucleotides long. RefSeq lists its product as uncharacterized. NCBI's taxonomy places the organism in Eukaryota, Fungi, Ascomycota, Eurotiomycetes, Eurotiales, Aspergillaceae. The record is from RefSeq and is a predicted model, not a curated record. Gene Ontology annotation, molecular function: protein binding. The transcript is spliced from 3 exons. Bases 1 to 891 code for a protein of 296 amino acids.